AUGGAGAAUGGGCAGCAGCAGCCACUUCUCUCCGGCGACAACUGUCCCAAUAACUACACAACCCUAAGCAAGUUACUGGCGGCGCCCUUGACUUGUCAAGCAGAUGAAGAUGGCGUGCAAAUCAAUGGAGUUGGAGAUUUUUGUAAGGAGUUUUAUGUAGAAUCUAAAAGACUAUGGUAUUUGGCCGGACCGGCCAUCUUCACCUCACUUUGCCAGUACACCCUCGGCGCCACCACCCAACUCUUCGCUGGACAACUUGGCACCAUUCAACUCGCCGCCGUCUCCGUCGAGAACUCCGUCAUUGGCGGCUUCUCUUUAUCCAUCUUGUGUGGGAUGGGAAGUGCUUUAGAGACACUAUGUGGCCAAGCCUACGGCGCCGGAAAAAUCGAGAUGCUCGGAGUCUACCUGCAAAGAUCAUGGAUAGUCCUUAACACCGCCGCCAUGGUCCUCAUGUUUACUUUCAUAUUCGGCGUCUCAGUCCUCCGCCUGCUCGGCCAGACAACAACUAUAUCAAUGGCGGCCGGAAGCUUUGCCGUUUGGAUGAUUCCACAGCUAUUCGCUUACGCCACGGUGAUCCCAAUAGCUAAAUUCUUACAAGCACAAAGCAACAUUAUGCCUAUGGCAGUGAUUUCUGUGGUGGCAACUCUCAGCCAUGUGUGUUUGACCUGGUUGUUCAUGGUGAAGCUCGGGUGGGGUCUAGCCGGAGCGGCGGUGGUUCUUGAUGGGUCCUGGUGGUUCAUAACCUUGGCUCAGAUCGCAUACGUUAUGUGGGGUUGUUGUGGUGAAGCGUGGUCUGGUUUUUCCUGGAAAGCUUUUCGUAAUCUGAAGGGGUUUCUUCACGUUUCGUUUACCACGGCCGUAAUGUUUUGCUUGGAGACUUGGUACAUGAUGUCGCUGGUUCUUUUUGCGGGGUACUUUGAAAAUCCAGAAACCUCUGUUGAUGCACUAUCUGUGUGCCUCAACAUAUUAGGAUGGGUGUGCACAAUUUCUUUAGGUCUCAAUAUAGCCGUAAGUGUAAGGGUGUGA
Molecule: messenger RNA, 1026 nt
Organism: Lactuca virosa
Lineage: Eukaryota; Viridiplantae; Streptophyta; Magnoliopsida; Asterales; Asteraceae
Source: the annotation of a GenBank genome assembly